This is a messenger RNA of Plasmodium relictum, 2661 nucleotides long. Its product is annotated as small subunit rRNA processing factor, putative. Bases 1 to 2661 code for a protein of 886 amino acids. The transcript has a single exon. Gene Ontology annotation, biological process: rRNA processing. Gene Ontology annotation, molecular function: RNA binding. Gene Ontology annotation, cellular component: nucleus. The record is from RefSeq and is a predicted model, not a curated record. NCBI's taxonomy places the organism in Eukaryota, Apicomplexa, Aconoidasida, Haemosporida, Plasmodiidae.
AUGAAAAUUUUAUCCAAAUUAAAAAAAAAUGAAAAAAAGAACAAUGAAAAAAAAGAAAAAAUUUGUAGUAAAUCUAAAGGGAUUAAAAAAAAAAAGUCAACAUAUAAAAAUAUAAAUGAAAGGCUAUUAAAUAACUCAAAAAGCAUUUCAUUAGAAACAAAUAAAAAUUUAAUUAUUAAAAAAAAGGAAGAAAAUAUUUUAAAUAAUAAAGGUGAAUUAGAGAAAAUAAUCAAUAAGAAUGAUCAACUAAAGAAAAAAAAAUGUUCUAAUACAUUAAAAAAUGAUGAAUUCUUAAUUAAAAAAAAAAUGAAAAUUAAUCAUACCCCUAAUGAAUUAAAAAAUAGAGAAAAAAAAGAAAAGGAGAAAACAAAAGAAAAAAUGGAGAAAGGGGAGAAAAAAAAAAAAAAAAAAAAUAAUAAUAUAAAAGAAAUAAAUUAUACUCCAUUGACCGAGAAAAUCAUUUUAACUGAUAGAAAAAAAAAAAAAGACUUAAAAAAAUAUUAUAAAAAUGAAAUUGAAAAGAAAGCAUAUGAAAGUAAUUUGAAUUUUAAUAAGAAAAAUGAGAAUAAUGAAAACCAGAAAAAUAAUGAAAGCAAAAGAGUUAAUGAUGAAUUUAAAAAUGGUUACGAUGAUUCAAGAUGUAAUAAUAGAAAUGCAAAAAAACGAUAUAUGAAUAAAGUGCAGGAGGAUAACAUAAAAAAAAAAUGUAUUAUCAAAGAAGAAAAAGAAAAUAAGAAGAAAUAUGAAAAUAAAUUAGUAAAAAAAGAAAAAGAAAAAAAUAUUAAAGUUAUUGAACAAAAAAAAAAUAUUGAAAAAAACAAAAAAAAUAACAUCAUUUACAAUGAUAAAAAAAAAAAAGAUAAAACAAUCAAUGUAAAAGAAAAAGUUAGUAAACCGGAUGAAAAAAAUGAAAAUAUUUAUAAAAAUAAUAUAGAAAAUAAGUUAAAUUUUGCUGAUGAUAACAAAGAUAUAUGCGCUAAUGAAAAUGUGUAUAAAGAUGAUCAAAAAGAUUUAUAUAAUAAUGAGAAAGAAAAUAUUAAAAUGACUUUUGAAGUAACUAAUCGUUUUACAGUGUUAGGAUGUGACUGGGAUAAUAUAUCUAGUGUUGAUGUGUUCUAUUUAUUUGAAUCAUAUUAUAAUUUUGAAAAAAGAAAAAAAAAAAAAUUUGAUUAUAGUAAAAGUAGGGCAGUAAAAAAAGUAACCAUUUAUACAUCAAAGUAUGGGGAAAAAAAGUUAAAAUAUGAGGAAGAACAUGGUCCUUUGAUCAAUUUUGAUCUUUUAAAAAAAAAAAAAAAAAAUGGAGAAGCAAUAUAUAGAAAUAAUAACUUGCUAGAUUAUAUAGGAGAUGAAAAUGAGAAUGAAAAUAAAAAGUUAAAAAAAAAAAAAUUCUUAAAGAAAAACUCGAAUCAAAUGGAGUUAAAAAAUGAUAUGUAUAAUAUUGCAGAUAUUUAUAAUGAUGAAGAUAGAGAAAAAGAAAAUGAAAAAAUUAGAUUAUAUCAAAUUCAACGAUCAAGAUAUUAUUUUGCUUUAGUAGAAUGCUAUAAUAAAGAAAUUGUAGAAUUUCUCUAUGAAGAAUUAAAUGAUAUGGAUGCUGACUUUUGUAUAAACUACUUAGAUCUUAGAAUAAUUGAUGAUAAUUGCUCACUUGAUGACUAUAAAAUAAAAGAAUAUUGUGAUAAAAUUCCAGAAAAUUAUAAAUUUUAUUAUUGUGUUACUACUGCUUUAAAGCAUACAUACGCAAAAUCAUCGUGGGAUGAAAAUCCUAGAAGAAAAAAAAUUUUAUCUACGAGAUUUACUGAAGAAAAAUUGAGAGAAUUAGAUUUAAAAGAAUAUUUAGCUAAUUCGUCUAGUGAUGAAGAAAAUUAUUGUAUUGAUGAUAAUUAUAAUAAUUCUGAAUCAUUUAAUAAAAGUUAUAGCAAAGAAAACUAUAGAAAAUUGCUCUUAGGUGAUAUAUUAAAUGAAGAGGAUUUAAAAGGUGAAAAACCAUUUGAUCAUAAUGAAUCAUUACCAAAUAAUUACAAUGAAGAAAUAAGUAGUGAUGAAAAUGAAAAGCAGAAAAAAUUAGAUAAUAGUAAAGAAGAUUCUUAUUAUUAUAAUGAAAUAAAGGAAGAGACAGAAGAAAAUAAUAACAAUGAUUUACAUCACCAAGAGAAAUAUAAACAGUUAAUGGAUAAAAAUAUGAAAAUAACAAAUACAGACCAAAAUAUUAUGAAAAGUGUAAAUAGUUCCAAAAAUAAAUCUAAAGUUGGAAAAGGAAACCCUGAAGGUGAUGAUGAUAGUGAUAAAGAAAAUGAAGUUAUGCAAGUUUUUAAAAAUGUAUUAAUAAAUAAAGAACAAAAAGAAGAUAAACAAAAUCCAUGGGAAAAAUAUUUAGAUAAGGUUAAAAUGAAAAAAAAAAUGAAGAAAAAAGCGUAUUUAGAAUCAUUAAAAAAAAAAGAUGAAGAAAUAAAAAAAAUAAUAACUAAAAAGACAAAUAAAAGAAAAAAAGAACAAAAAAUAAAAAAUAAAGUAGAUUAUAACUCAGAAAAAAUAAACGAAAAUCAUGUGGUUGAUUGUAGAUUCGCAGAUUUAUAUAAAAAUAAAGACUUUAAUUUAGAUAUAACAAACCCCAAUUUUAAGAAAACAAAAUUUAAUGAACAAAUUCUCCAAAAAAAGUUGUAA